GCCAACCAAAUGUUGAGCCCGUGCCCACAGACCCGUACACCUUACAGAUGCCUAAUGUCGCCAGAUUCUACCCACUUGCUUCCUCAGGUUCUUAACCCCUCUCCUUGAAGCUUCACACUCAAUGGCUCAAAGCCACGGCUGAGAAUACCAGUGUCCGGAAACCACACUCCUCCCUCUUCUCCUCCUUGCUUUAUUUCCAUCUCCCCAGAUCAAUCAUACACACACACACACACUGCGCACACCGUUCAUGGACGAAACCCCCCACCGCCGCACCGGUGUUGGCGCCGGAGUCCGGCUGAAGCAGAAGCUGGCACAGCUCCUUGUGCGUUCUUCUUGCACCACCAACGCCACCAAGAUCACAACCACCCCGGCCACGGCCUUCGUUAGCCUCGAUAAGGCCAACACCCACCCCUGCCAAGAGCCACGACAUUCCCCUGACUUGUGCACCCACUGCACCUACAAGAGGCCCAACCUGAUGGAAGGCAGCCGCUCACGCCGCCACCGUCGCCGCAGCGCAUCGGUCGUCCACGCCUCCAUCGACAACCCAGGCCAGGUCUCCGGUCGCCGUUCUGUUCACUCCAAUGUUCCUCUCCUGCCGCAAUCGUUGCAGACGAGCGAUGCAAAGAAGCAGACCAAGAAGAGCAUGCGGGCACGCUCUACGUCGGUGUCAAGGCGGCAUGGCUCAUACUCCUCUUGUCGGCGUCCGCGGAUGAACUCCGUGCCGUACAGCUGCUCUUCGUCCACCGCGACCGACGAUGAAAGCGGCGCCGAUGCUGAGACGACGACGCUCUUCUCGUCCCUCAGUUUCUCCUCCGACUCGGCCUCCGAGUUUUACCACACCAACAGUAGCAAUGCCUCCAGGAAGAGCCACGGGAACGCGCCGCGCCGAACGACCCGGCGCGCGUUGCCAAGUGCCAGGGGCCCACCCGAUGCCUUCCGGCAGCGGGUGAACUUGGCGACGAAGGACCACCACUGCAAGAACAGCAAAAGGGAUGAGGGUGCGAAUGCGAUCAAGAAGAUGGGCGUGGAAGAAACCGGAGCCAUUGGCGUGGGCAUGGCGGUGGUGAAGCGAUCGAGCAACCCAUACGCAGACUUCCGGAGCUCGAUGGUGGAGAUGGUCGUGGAGCGUCGUAUCGCCAGCGUGGGGAAGAUGGAGGAGCUCCUGGAGUCGUACCUCUCGCUCAACUCGCUGGAGCACCACCCGGCAAUCAUCGCCGCCUUCGAGGACGUUUGGGAGGCCGUCUUCAGCGAGGCGUGACCACGUGAGUCUUCGGCGAGGCGCGAGGAGCUAGAAGCGUGGAAGAGUUCGUUGUAGUACCUUGUUAGUUGAGGACCGAUGGUACGCGCGGUGUUGUUCUGGUUUUCAGUUCGUCUUAGCUACGUACUUUGCAGAUGUAGGUACAUGUCCAAUGCAGAAUUGGUGGCAUCGCUCGUGCUAUCAAAAUGUUGCGGUGCUAAUAUUAGUUACUAGCUUGUCUCUCGUUGAGCACUUUGAGCCUUGGAGUUCUAUCAUAAAUGAUUUGAAUUA
This is a messenger RNA of Hordeum vulgare subsp. vulgare (domesticated barley), 1528 nucleotides long. Its product is annotated as transcription repressor OFP8-like. The record is from RefSeq and is a predicted model, not a curated record. Gene Ontology annotation, biological process: negative regulation of DNA-templated transcription. NCBI's taxonomy places the organism in Eukaryota, Viridiplantae, Streptophyta, Magnoliopsida, Poales, Poaceae. Bases 248 to 1258 code for a protein of 336 amino acids. The transcript has a single exon.